AUGGAAAGCAUACAGGCGCUCCACGCCAUAUCUUUCCCUGUCGAAUAUCCGGACGAUUACUACAAUUGGCUGCGCUCAGGAUCGUCUGUGGCUAUUGUUGCGCAUGUAUCUCAUAGAGAUGUCGUCAUGGAUCCCCAUGACACGCAUAGUGGAGUGGAAACAGAAUUGUCUACGGAAGCUGGGGUUGUUGAACCCCCUUUGGUAUACUCCUGUCUGGCUGGUUUCUGUAUUGGUCAACUCGGCCAUAAACGGUACGAAGACGGCCAGUUGGAGCCAUCACCGACGGGCUAUUUGAUGUCGUUUGCCGUGGAUCCAAGACUCCGCCGUCGCGGUGUUGGGGAACUUUUACUGACACGAUUUUUAACAUACAUGUUCUUCAAUAUUCCUGUGCCGCCUCUCAUUCGGGCAGGAAAUGGUGGUCUCUCCUUUGGCAAAGCGCUCGCUCCGGUGCUGAAAAGUUUUUUUACAGCUGUUUCAAGUUUUUUGCAGCAGCGUCUUGGAAUAGAAAGCCAUAGUGAGCAGCUGAAUAACCCUCCAAGGGACCCCAAAACACUCCCUGACAGACCGAUCGAUUCCGGCCACUCGAACCUUCGCUGCGGUGUGGCGGAAGUCUGGUUACAUUGCUUGGCAUCAGAUGAAGCGUUGUUGCGUUUUUAUUCUUCAAGAGGUUUUAUGCGGGUACGUGUGAUACGUGGCUUUUAUAUGUUUGAUGCCAGACUGCACGAUGGCAUGCUCUUGGUUAUUAGGCGUGGCGACUUUAGCAGUCUAGGUAAUGCUGUGCUUCAACAUGGAGUCUGUCGGUAUAAACAGGCAAGCACAGGUUCGGUUGGGUUGCGCACGGAUUUGACGGACGGCGGCGAAAUUGUGGGACUUGAUGAGGACCUUGCGCGCGUUGCUGAUAUUGAGUUAUUCAGAAGUUAA
Molecule: messenger RNA, 921 nt
Organism: Trypanosoma brucei brucei TREU927
Lineage: Eukaryota; Euglenozoa; Kinetoplastea; Trypanosomatida; Trypanosomatidae
Product: acetyltransferase, putative
Exons: 1
Coding region: 1-921 (306 amino acids)
Biological process (GO): N-terminal peptidyl-methionine acetylation
Cellular component (GO): Golgi membrane
Molecular function (GO): histone acetyltransferase activity; protein-N-terminal amino-acid acetyltransferase activity
Source: RefSeq, a predicted model, not a curated record